This is a messenger RNA of Cotesia glomerata, 705 nucleotides long. RefSeq lists its product as uncharacterized. The coding region runs from base 46 to 669 and encodes 207 amino acids. The record is from RefSeq and is a predicted model, not a curated record. NCBI's taxonomy places the organism in Eukaryota, Metazoa, Arthropoda, Insecta, Hymenoptera, Braconidae. The transcript is spliced from 3 exons.
GUGACUGGCGUACGAUUCUACGUACAACUUGAAGCUGUUACCAUUAUGAUUCAAACAGGAACUUUAGUUAAUGGUGUAGUUGAUCCUAAAACUGUAAAAUGGGACGACAAUUAUGGGAUACCCCCUGCUGAUAAAAUUUAUACUGUUGAUAUGACGAUGAAUAUGAGAUCAUUCAAUUUAGAUGAAAUUAUUUUACCUAAAGGAGAAUUUGUUACAGGAGUAAAGUUCGUGGUGGAAAAUAAUAGAAUUGCAUUGAGAGUAGCCGGAACGAAAAUGUAUGAUGAAGAUGGAUUUUUGAUUUCAAAUCCAAAACUCAAGUGGCGCUCUGCAUCAGAUUCGGAUAAUAGGUCGAAUCUACUGGGGUCAUAUAAUUCAACUGCAUCUCAUAAUAAUACAAAUGAUUAUAUCAAGUUUGGUGUUUCAAAUUGGGAGAAGGAUUUAGGCCAGACGACGCUUCCAUUCUUUGAUUCACGAGACGUAACUAGUAAUCCUCCAUCACCGCUUGGUGGUAUUGGAAUUUACUACAAAAAUCCCGAACCAGGAAUGAAAGAAUUUCUUUCGUUGAAAACGAUAUCAGCUGUACACAAUAGAUUGCUUACUGACCAACAAUUGAACGUCUUUAGAGACACAGAAUAUUCAAAUGAUUUUAUUUCCAGUAAUUAUUUGUAAAAUUUGUAGAAUAUUGUAUAUUCAAUAAAAAUUCAA